Messenger RNA from Blepharisma stoltei, 1421 nucleotides. The record is from the annotation of a GenBank genome assembly. NCBI's taxonomy places the organism in Eukaryota, Ciliophora, Heterotrichea, Heterotrichida, Blepharismidae.
AUGGAAGGCACUUCGCCACUCAUAUAUACAACUAACACAUCAACUGAGUUUUCAGAUCCUUUGUCUCCUUUUAACUAUAUCCAGCCUGACUCUAGUCCUGAGCCAAAAGUAAAUAUUUCAAUCGAAAGGCAAAAUUCCAAAAAUCGGCCAGCAAGCAAAACUCCAGUCGUUAGAGUUCAUCUAUCUCUCGCACUCAAAGAAAAUUUAACAAAUCAGACUAAAGCAAUAGAGAAAAACCCCGAAGAAAAAGAAAAAACUGAGAAUCUUCAAGAUAAUUCUGGAGCAUCAAUACCGACCCAGCAUUCAGAAGAAAAGUCAUCAAAGACUGAAGAUUUAAAUUCUGAACUGAAGAAGGAUAAAGCUAGAAGUUUUAUAAAAACUGGCAACGGGAAGCCUCAUCAAAGAUGUGGAAGCCAAGAUUCUUCAAAGCAAGAAAGUAACUCAAAUUAUAUCGUUCCUUCUGCAAAGAAAGUGAAAAAGUUUAAUAUCAUUAGCAGGGUUAAAGCUGGAAAAAAUCUAGAAACUUCGACAAGUUCAUCGUGAAAAACUUCAAAUUUUAAUCUUGGUGCAAGGAAGACCCAACUUCUAGAAUAUUCAAGUCAUGAUACUGAUUAUUUCUCUAACUCCCCCAUCAUUGAUUGAUAAGAUAACUCCAUUUAAAAUUCUUAAAAUGAAAUUUCAUAUGGGCAAUCAUGCAGCUCCCCUCAAAUAUAACGUCCUAUAUUGAUAAUAAUGAAAAUUAGUGAUUUGCAGUAUUAUUGCUUCGAAGCAAAUCUAAUGAAUUUUCUAGCAUAUUUUUUAAAAUAUUGCAUAUCACUAACUCCCCCCCCCCCCCCUCCGUGAGCGAACAAAACCAUUAGAAAAAUCGCCAUUUUUUGACCAAAAACCCACCCUCCGUGAGUGAACAAAAAUUUUUUUAAUAGAAAAAAAUUUUAAUGGAAAAAAAUUUUGAUAUAUAAGUGAUAAUUAGUAUAAUGAAAUCUAGAGCUAAUUCUGUUUAAUUUUAAACAAAUUGCGUUUUAAAACAUAAAUUUUGCAAAUUAAAUUAAUAUUUGCUUCCCAAUUUUUGCAAAUUAGGAUUUUUUUUAAAUUUCGAAAAAAAAUAUUUUUUUUAUAAAAUUUAUAUAUAAAUUUUUUUUAAAAAAAAAAAAAUUAACCCCCCUCCGUGAGCGAACAAAAAUUUUUUUGUUCGCUCACGGAGGGGGGGGGGGAGUAAGGAAUGAUUAUAUUUUUAUGUAUAUUUUUUUAACACAUCCUUGAUCAAGGUUGAGAGUAAAGGAAAUGUUUCUAUGCCGAGCAAAAGUUUAUUUAAAAAUUCAGAGUAUAAAAGUCUCUCACCGUAUAGCGUUUCUUUAACAUUCAAAUAUCAGAUUCCAAAAAAUUCCAAUAAGGCUGACGAAGAAGCCCAGGAAAUACAAUAG